Molecule: messenger RNA, 848 nt
Organism: Elgaria multicarinata webbii
Lineage: Eukaryota; Metazoa; Chordata; Lepidosauria; Squamata; Anguidae
Product: protein tilB homolog
Exons: 7
Coding region: 1-810 (269 amino acids)
Molecular function (GO): protein binding
Source: RefSeq, a predicted model, not a curated record
AUGAAAUGUGCUGUGCAUGCCUGUGGCAGGGAUGCAAAAAGGAAAAAGAGCCCCAAAUGUGAUACGGACGUCCCUUUGCUAGUGUUAUCAUCAAGGAACAGAGGAAUACUUCAACCCAGCUGCGAUUCUGGCAUUGCCUCUCCACUUCCAUCAGAUUCAUUCAAGUAUCUCACCUGGCAUGAAUUAGAAGAGCACGAUGUUCAAGGGAGUCAAAUCCGCUGCCCCCGAGUGAGAGAAGGACCUUCUGAAGAAGUGCGGUUUUUCAGAGGAGAGCAUCAUACUCUAUAUGCAAAAAAAGAAGUGACAGAAAAAGAGAAAUGGGAGCAAUGGUUACAAGAGGACUGGGAAAACUGUGUGAGUUUAAACCUUUCAUACCAAGAUUUGGGAGACCUUUACCAGGUAGAAAACUGUAAACGAAUUCUCCGUCGAUUAAUUCGAGUGGAGAGGCUUUGGUUGGUAGACAACUCGUUGACAGAUCUAAGUGCCAUAUGCUUGCCAAGAUGCAAAGAAUUGAAACUCUGCAAAAAUCAUUUUACAUCCUUCAAACAGCUGCCAAAGAUGCCUGAGAUUCAACAUCUGUCCUUAGAUGAGAACAAUAUUGAAACGUUAGAUGGUUUAUCUGCUCUGAGGCACUCUCCAUUAGAAUCUCUUGUACUCAAAAGGAACCCCUGUGAGUUUCCUGAAGACUACAGGCAGCUUGUGUUCUCCAACUUGCCAAACCUGAAAAUGCUGGAUGGGAUCCUGAAACUGCCAGAGGACUGUCUUCCAACAGAAACCAAUCUCCUGUCUAAAAUAUGCACCAUACUAUAGUGUUAUAUUUUGUGAUGGGACUGAAGGAAUUGCCACAA